GGCAAGGCGGGGAACGCGCAGCGUGGGGCGACGGGCCAGGAGAACUGGAAGAUGCCGAAGGAAAGGAGGCAGCCGCUCACGCAGGUGACGGAGCAGGACGCGGCGGGGAAAACCAAUUGGGCGUCGGACGCGGCGGAGCUCACCCCAGCGAUCAAAGCGCACGCGAAGGUGCUGAUGCCCCACCGCCGGCGCAUCUUGCACGAGAGGAAGGAGGCGGCCGGCACAGGCAUCGGCAUCAAGAACAGGAGCUACCGCGCCGACCCGUUUUUCUCGCCGUCGGCGAAGGAGCGGGCCCAGUUCUCGGCGAGGCGCGCCGAGGCGUCGGACAUGCGCUGCGAGCAGCUGGGGGGAAUCGACGAGCGCGCCCACCUCGACAACAACGACGCCACGGCAUAUUUACGCCAGGCAGCACGCAAGGACUUCGAGAUGACAGCGAAG
Molecule: messenger RNA, 438 nt
Organism: Prorocentrum cordatum
Lineage: Eukaryota; Dinophyceae; Prorocentrales; Prorocentraceae
Source: the annotation of a GenBank genome assembly